Molecule: messenger RNA, 4260 nt
Organism: Nerophis ophidion (straightnose pipefish)
Lineage: Eukaryota; Metazoa; Chordata; Actinopteri; Syngnathiformes; Syngnathidae
Product: melanoregulin-like
Exons: 5
Coding region: 76-720 (214 amino acids)
Biological process (GO): melanocyte differentiation; melanosome transport
Cellular component (GO): melanosome
Source: RefSeq, a predicted model, not a curated record
GUUGGGAAACAUCUCGAGAAGUGAGGCAGGAAGUUUGGUUGUGGGGCAGCUGAUCAGCAGGUCUACAUCAGCAGCAUGGGUGCCAGCCUGACCCUCUGCUGCUGUCACUACCACCUCAACUACAACAGAGGGGAGACAAAUGCAUUUUUGCGCAAGCACGCUGCCGAAGCUUCCAAGACUCCACGGCCCCCGUCCAGUGACUCGGGUAAUAGUGAUGCAGAGGAGGAAUGCCAUUGGGGGCCGCAGAAUACCACGGGGACGCCUCAGAGGAACCGGGGGACGAAUACGCACGGAGCCUCGUGCAUCAGGCGGGAAUCGGAUAGAGAGCUCCAGGCUUUCAUCAGCAUGAGAGAUCAGGUUGACAAAGCUACUGAGGAAUGGGAGAAGCUGAAUUAUGACAUCCACACUUUGCGCUACGCCCGUCGGGAAGUCAGAGCUCGAUGGAAGAAAAUCCUGCUACAGUUAGGUUAUCAGUCUGAGGUGGAUGCUCUGCUGUACGUCAACAAACAAAGUCGCCUCAAUCGAGACCAAGAGAGUCUGAGCAGAGCGACUGAACCGUUGACCAAGUUAUUGGACCACACGUCCUUGUUUCCUCCAGGAACUGGACAUAAGACCAGAUACCUCUACGUUAUGGACCGCCUGGUGUGUCUGGACAGCGCUGAAGACUUUGUCAGAUUGGCCACAGAAAAGUAUCCAAAGGCCGAGACACAGGAAGGCUGAAACGAAGCACAUUACCGAGCAUCCCUUGUAGUGUGUAGAUGCCAUCGUGGUUUUGAAUGUAAAGUGCAUCCAGAAAGUAUUCACAGCACGUAUUGUUAGGUUUUUAAAAUAAAAUAAAAAACAUUUUUAAAUACAUUUUUUGCAAAGUUAGAAAAACUAAGACACAAAUGAAUGUAUUACGUUUUGGAAUGUGGCUGUAACAUCACAAAAUGUGGAAAAAAUGAAGCCCUGUGAAUAAUUUCUGGAUGCACUGUAUGUGACUUUUGAUUGAUUGAUUGAUACUUUUAUUAGUAGAUUGCACAGUUCAGUACAUAUUCCGUACAAUUGACCACUAAAUGGUAACACCCGAAUAAGUUUUUCAACUUGUUUAAGUCGGGGUCCACGUUAAUCAAUUCAUGGUAAAUUUCAUGACAUGUGUUUAGAUGCCUGUAUAGUGCAAUGAAUCAGGUUACUGGUGUGUCAACAUGCUGUGGGUAUUGUUUUUUUUCUUGGCCCCUGGUGAAGGCGGUCGCAUUCCCUCCCUCUCUGUGCCCGCUUGCCUCUAUGGGUUGUCUUGCCUAUACUUUUAAGAGCCUCUUUUUCUGCGCUGUCCGCCGAAAUCUAAACAUCUCAACAUGGAAUUGAUAAGCCGGACUCUUGACUCAAGUGACAAAGUCGAGGAAAAGAGGUUCGGGGGAGUCUGGCGGCCCUGACGGAACGAUCGCUGCCGGGUACGUGUGAGACUUCGUAGGAGAGAUGGAGAAUCAAGUGUCUCUCAGUGCUUUCCGUCGAGGACGUGGAAGAUAUCUUUUUGGAACUGUGAUCGCAGGGUAUCUGCUGAUUGGGCUGGGUGUAUCGUCAACCUCGGAAGAAGAUGGCAGCCGUUUCAAGAAGCUCAAAGGCAUGGGCCGGGUUGUGGGAACGCAGACUGUGGCGAUUUCUGAACAGAACCGUAAGUUCAAUGCGAACAUUGAUCAAAUUGAGAGCCAGCAUGGACGAUGAGAUCAGACAGGCCAUUGAAAUGUCUGCUCGCUUGGAAAACAACAAUCCUUAUCGACGAUUCGACUCCCCCAAAUGGUCUUGACGCCACUCUCAACAAACAAAGGCUGUUCUGAAAACAUCCCCUGAAGGACGCCACAGUGAUAGCCAUUGUCACAUCGCUCCCUCCUCCAAUAACAACUGGGAGUUGAACAUUGCUCGUAACGCCUGCAGAAAGAGACUCCAGGCCUACAGACACAGCAAUACUCCACCCUGACCAGUGGGCAUAUGCACCACAACCCACGUGGUCUGUUGGAACACGAAGCAACGCCCUUGUGGCUGGCAGAGUCGGGCCGGAUGUCCGUCCUUAACCCCUCGCUGUAAGUCUCGAGUUGUAUGUUGUAAUAUGCGCUUUGCUAUUGACUCUUUUUCCCACUCCAGACUCUGAGAACAUCAUUCAAUCAAUCAAUCAAUGUUUAUUUAUAUAGCCCCAAAUCACAAAUGUCUCAAAGGACUGCACAAAUCAUUACGACUACAACAUCCUCGGAAGAACCCACAAAAGGGCAAGGAAAACUCACACCCAGUGGGCAGGGAGAAUUCACAUCCAGUGGGACGCCAGUGACAAUGCUGACUAUGAGAAACCUUGGAGAGGACCUCAGAUGUGGGCAACCCCCUCCCUCUAGGGGACCGAAAGCAAUGGAUGUCGAGCGGGUCUAACAUGAUACUGUGAAAGUUCAAUCCAUAGUGGCUCCAAGACAGCAGUGAGAGUCCCGUCCACAGGAAACCAUCUCAAGCGGAUCAGCAGCGUAGAGAUGUCCCCAACCGAUACAGGCGAGCGGUCCAUCCUGGGUCCCGACGAGCGGUCCAUCCUGGGUCUCGACUCUGGACAGUCAGUACUUCAUCCAUGGUCAUCGGACCGGACCCCCUCCACAAGGGAGGGGGGGACAUAGGAGAAAGAAAAGAAGCGGCAGAUCAACUGGUCUAAAAAGGAGGUCUAUUUAAAGGCUAGAGUAUACAGAUGAGUUUUAAGAUGAGACUUAAAUGCUUCUACUGAGGUAGCAUCUCGAACUGUUACCGGGAGGGCAUUCCAGAGUACAUGUUUUUUUAUACUCAUUCUCCCAUCAGCGUUUCAGUUCUGCAAUCCUGUAACAGUUUUUUGCUGAAAACAACAUUUUGAUGUACUUGGGCAAUGACAAUACAGAUCAAUCCAUUGCUCGUACCGUACGUAGGGUUGGGUAUCGAGUAUCGAUUGGAACCGGGACUAACUUUCCAAUUCUCCCGGAACCGUUCAAAAGUUUGAAUUUCGAUUCCUAGUUUCGAUACCCAGUCCGCCGACCGGAAAAAAAGAAUAAGUCCGCCGACGAACACCAACGAAGAAGCGCCCACCGCCGGAAGUGUUAAGGUAGCCGAGCCUAUGUAGCCGAGCGAGUCAGUCAAUCAUGGAUAGCGGGCGUCGACGUUCGAAAGUGUAGCUUUAUUUUACUAAAAAAAAAGAAAUAUCGGCCAAAUGUAACACGUGCGACAAGACUGUUUCGUGCUUAGGAGGGUGCACGUCGAACAUGAUGAAGCACCUCCGAGUUUAUGGAGUACAAAUAAAUGCGUCGAGGACGUUCUGGACACUAUCUGUCCAGAACGCUCACGCAUCCUGCCUGAGAAGGAGGACAUGGUCAUUUUCCUAAACAAGAACUGUCUCUGAUUUUAUACUGUACCUGCUGCUAAUCUGGACUGGGUUUUGGAAGUCGUUUCUUAUUGUUUAUUUGCUUUUCUGCACCAGGUUAGCCCAUCAGUGGGAGCACGGUAACAUGUUUAAGUACCUGCAGCAUCAUACACUUGUGUGUGGAAAUGUGUUUUUAUGAGGUUUUCAAAAAUAAAGCUCUCUUGAUGAACGUGUACCCCUGUGAAAAUGUACUCAUAAUUUAUAAUAUUUAUAUUCAAGGUCAUAUAUUUGAUAUUUAUAUUCUAGUUGAAACAGCCCUGUGAGGAAUUUAUAGUAAAGUUCAUAAAAAGUUAAUAGAAUUAAAAUUGAUGGAGAAUGUCAGACUAUUUAAUUCAGAAAGACUGUAGGUUAGCUAGCCCAUUUAAAAUAUCCUAAACUUUUUUUUGACCCUGAAUUUUUUUUUUUUUUUAAAGAAAGAAUCGGAAUCGAGAAUCGUCAGGAAUCGGAUUCGAAACAAAGAAUCGGAAUCGUUCGAAUUCAAACGAUACCCAACCCUAACCGUAAGUGAGGCAGGGGUUCGAGUUGAGGACGUUCUGUUCUUUAUGUGACUUUACACUAGGGCUGCGAAUCUUCGGGUGUCCCACGAUUCGAUUCAAUAUCGAUUCUUGGGGUCGCGAUUCGAUUAUAUAUCGAUUUUUUUCCGAUUCAACGCGAUUCUCGAUUCAAAAACGAUAUUUUUCAGAUUCAAAACGAUUCUGUAUUCAUUCAAUACAUAGGAUUUCAGCAGGAUCUACCCCAGUCUGCUGACAUGCUAGCAGAGUAGUAGAUUUUUUUAAAAAAAAGCUUUUAUAAUUGUAAAGGACAAUGUUUUAUCAACUGAUUGCAAUAAUGUAAAUUAGUUUUAACUAUUAAACGAACCAAAAAUA